Messenger RNA from Brassica rapa (field mustard), 2705 nucleotides. Its product is annotated as probable LRR receptor-like serine/threonine-protein kinase At4g29180. Lineage: Eukaryota; Viridiplantae; Streptophyta; Magnoliopsida; Brassicales; Brassicaceae. The record is from RefSeq and is a predicted model, not a curated record. Gene Ontology annotation, molecular function: ATP binding; protein binding; protein kinase activity. Gene Ontology annotation, biological process: protein phosphorylation.
AUGAGAGCUAAUUGCUCUCUCUUUCUCUGCCUUUUGUUUGCCCUUGCCACCUCCAUUUUAGUUCACGGCCAAAGCCAAACAGGUUACAUCAGCAUCGAUUGUGGCGCACCUCUUAAAGGUAUCGAGAGAGACAUUGUCACUGGUAUCAGCUACACCUCCGACGAUGAUUUCAUCACCGCCGGCGUAAACUUCAACGUCUCUGAAGAAUACAAUUACCCUGCAAACCCUAACUUACCCUACGUCCUUGCUGAUUUAAAAGCCUUCCCUCAAGGAGACAGAAACUGUUACUCCUUAAAACCUUCAGAUGCAAAAGACAAUCUCUACCUCAUCAGAGCUUCUUUCAUGUACGGAAACUACGAUGGUGGGGUCAACAAAAAAGCUUUGCCCGAGUUCGAUCUUUACCUGAACGUGAACUUUUGGUCGACGGUGAAGUUCAAGAACGCUUCUGAGCAAGUCUUUAUAGAGAUCCUGACCUAUACAGAGUCAGAGGUUAUACACGUUUGCCUUGUGAAUAAAGGUAGAGGAACUCCUUUUAUCUCAGGCUUGGAGCUAAGGCCAGUGAACAGCUCAAUCUACAAUACUGAAUAUGGAAGAAACGUCUCAUUGGUGUUAUACCAAAGAUGGGACAUAGGAUACUUGAACGGAACAGGACGGUACCAAAACGAUGUUUAUGAUCGUAUCUGGUCUCCUUACACUUCACUCUCUUGGAGUUCAAUCAAGACAACAGGGUAUAUCGAUGUUUUUCAGAGUGGCUAUAUGCCUCCUGAUGAAGUUAUCAAGACAGCUGCUUCGCCUAAAAGCGAAGAUGAUCCAAUGGAACUGUCAUGGACAUCUGAUGAUACAAAUGCUAGGUUCUAUGCAUAUCUUUACUUUGCGGAACUCGAAACGCUCAAGACUAAUGAGAGUAGGAAGAUGGAGAUAUGGUGGAACGGUUCCCCUUUUUCGGAAGAUCCUUUCAUUUCUCCUUUUGAGUAUUCAACGACUUGGUCUGCUUCAAGAUCAUUUACUGGUGAUCACUUGAUAUCUCUUCAUAAGGCAGAAGAUUCAACACUUCCACCAAUGCUCAAUGCCAUUGAGAUCUUUACAGCGCAAUCUCUUGACGAAUUCUACACCGCAACAGAAGAAGUUCAAGCAAUGGAAAACAUAAGAUCUACUUAUAAAGUUAAGAAAGUUUGGAGUGGUGAUCCUUGCGCUCCAAGACUAUACCCUUGGGAAAGUGUUGGAUGCAGCUACAACAAUAACAAUCAUCAUAUCAAGUCCCUGAAUCUUAGCUCAAGCGGGUUACAAGGACCAAUAGUAAUAGCUUUUAGAAAUCUCUCCCUUCUUGAGUCAUUGGAUUUAUCAAACAAUGACCUACAAUAUAAUGUACCUGAGUUUCUGGCUGAUCUAAAACAUUUGAAAUCACUGAACUUAAAAGGGAAUAACUUCACUGGGGUAAUCCCAAAAUCUCUUAUGAAAAAAUUUCAGGAGGGUUUACUUGCACUCAGUGUGGAUGAAAAAAACCUUUGUAACUCAAGUUCAUGUCAAGAAAAGAAGAAGAACAACAUGAUUGUGCCAAUAGCUGUAGCCACAUCAGUGAUCGUCCUCCUUGUGGUUUUGGUGAUCAUAUGGAUAAUACUAAGGCAAAGAAAAAGAGACAAUGCAGGACCAGGACCAUUCCUGCUGCCUUCAGGGAAGAGAAGGUUCACAUAUGAGGAAGUCUCUAGCAUUACAAACAACUUCAAUAAAGUAAUAGGUAAAGGAGGGUUUGGUAUUGUGUACCUCGGUUCCCUAGAAGAUGGGACUAAAAUUGCUGUAAAGAUGAUAAAAAAUUCUUUAUCUACAAUGCCUAAUGGAACAUCAUCAUCUUCAUCAUCAACACGGGCUUCCAAAGAGUUCCAAGUCGAGGCAGAGCUUCUUUUGACAGUCCAUCACCGGAACCUAGCAUCAUUUGUCGGAUACUGCGAUGAUGAACGCAGUACAGCUCUCAUAUAUGAGUACAUGGCCAAUGGCAACUUGCAGGAGUAUCUUUCAAGUGAGAAAGCAGAGGAUCUUAGCUGGGAGAAGAGACUCCAUAUAGCCAUUGACGCUGCACAAGGGUUGGAGUAUUUGCACCAAGGUUGCAGGCCACCGAUAAUACACAGAGAUGUUAAAACAGCAAACAUUCUUUUAAACGAUAACUUGGAAGCCAAGAUUGCUGAUUUUGGGGUUUCUAAGGUCUUCCCUGACGACGAUCUCACCCACGUAGAGACUGCUGUCAUGGGCACUCCCGGCUACAUUGAUCCUGAAUACUACCGAACGUUCAUGUUGAAUGAGAAGAGCGACGUGUACAGUUUCGGAAUCGUGCUACUUGAACUCAUCACCGGUCAGCGAGCUAUCGUGAGAACAAAGGAAGGAGAAAAAAUAAGCGUCAUCCACUUCGUCGAGCCUUUCUUGGAGACCGGAGAGCUUGACGGCGUCGUGGACCCGCUGCUUCACGGAGACUACUCAUCGGACUCAGCAUGGAAACUUGUGGAGGUGGCAAUGUCUUGCGUCAGAGAAAGAGGGUUUAACAGACCAGCAAUGAACCAGAUCGUGUCUGAGCUACAACAGUGCUUAGCUGCUGAGCUGGCUCGUGAGCCAGAGAGAUCAUCAGAAGGAAAUGGUGACAGAGAAGUAGACUAAGCAAAUUUUUUAUUUGACAACUAAGGAAAAUUAAUUAAAAUGAUGUUUGAUCGUUUAUGCUC